Molecule: messenger RNA, 2357 nt
Organism: Quercus lobata
Lineage: Eukaryota; Viridiplantae; Streptophyta; Magnoliopsida; Fagales; Fagaceae
Product: Pentatricopeptide repeat (PPR) superfamily protein
Exons: 1
Coding region: 333-2342 (669 amino acids)
Molecular function (GO): protein binding
Source: RefSeq, a predicted model, not a curated record
UUUGUGUUUGUGUUUGUGUAUUUUUCCUGUGUCAGUCAGCAUUUUUCACACUCUCAGAUUCUCUUCGCUUUCCUUAAACCCUGUCUGGGAACCUUAGAAUUUGAUUCUCAGAGAACUCUAAGGUACGUUUUCCGUACAAAAAGAUUGUAUCUUUCAAAGGUUUUUCUGUUACAUAAGUCGAUUUUUUUGGGUUUUCAUUUCUUGAAUUGAAGAACUUGCUUGAGCUACGGUUUUGUACAAAAAGAAGAAAGAGAUUGUAUCUAUUGGGUUUCUGUUGCAUAAAUCAAUUUAUUUAUUUAUUUUUGGGUUUUGGAUUUUCAUUAUUUGAAUAAAUGUAUUUGAAAGAAGGGUGUUCCUUAUUGUUGAAAGUCCACAAACCUUCAAUCCCAUUUGUGCUAAACACAAACCCAAUUCUCAAUCCCACCAAACCCCAAGUUGAGCAAAGCCAAUCUCUCGUCAGAGAAAACGACGUUGUAAACAGGCUGAGACGCGAGCGUGACAUAGUUAUGGCCUUGGAGUAUUUCAAGUCCAUAGCCAAUUCAGGAACUUUCAAACACACCCCAUUAACGUACAAGACAAUGAUCGAAAAACUCAGUUGGGAAAACGAUCAAACAGAUGGUGUGCAAUACCUGUUGCACCAAAUGAAGUUGGAGGGAAUUCGAUGCUCCGAGGACUUGUUUGUCGGUGUGAUAAAAUGUUUUUGCCGAGCUGGGUUGGCCGAGCAAGCAUUGAAGACUUUUUAUAGGAUUAGGGAAUUUGGGUGCAAGCCGACAGUGAAGAUAUACAAUCAUGUUUUGGAUGCAUUGCUUAGUGAAGAUAGGUUUCAGAUGAUUAAUCCGAUAUAUAGUAAUAUGAAGAGAGAUGGGAUGGAGCCGAAUGUGUUUACAUAUAACAUUCUUUUGAAGGCAUUGUGUAAGAAGGAUAAGGUUGAUAGUGCUUGCAAGUUGCUUGUGGAAAUGUCGAAUAAAGGGUGCUCUCCUGAUGUUGUGAGCUAUACGACUGUAGUGUCUGCGUUGUGCAAGCAUGGGAAGGUGGAGAAAGCAAGGGAUCUUGUUAUGAGGUUUGAACCCAACACUGCAGUUUAUAAUGCAUUGAUAAAUGGGGUUUGCAAGGAAUACAAGUUUGAGGAGGCAUUUGGGUUGUUAUCUGAGAUGGUGGAUAAGGGAGUUGAUGCUAAUGUCAUCACAUACUCAACAGUUAUUAGUUCUCUUUGUGAUGUGGGGAAUGUUGGGUUGUGUCUUGCAGUUUUGGCCCAAAUGUUUAGGAGAGGAUGUAGUCCCAAUGUUUACACAUUUAGUUCCUUAAUAAAGGGACAUUUCUUAGGAGGGAGGCAGUAUGAAGCUCUUGAAUUGUGGAAUCGAAUGAUUCAGGAGGGAUCUGUGCCCAAUGUUGUUGCAUACAAUAUUCUAAUACAUGGUCUCUGCUCCAAUGGGAAUUUGGGUAAAGCUGUAUCUGUUUGCAAUGAAAUGGAGAGAAAUGGCUAUCCUCCCAAUGUGACUACAUAUAGCACUCUUAUUGAUGGCUUUGCAAAAUCUGGAAACUUGGUUGGUGCAUCUGAGACAUGGAACAAGAUGAUAGCCCAUGGUUGUCAUCCAAAUGUUGUGGCGUAUACCUGCAUGGUAGAUGUCCUCUCAAGGAAUUCUAUGUUCAACCAAGCUCAUUUUCUUAUAGAGAAUAUGAAUACUGAAGCUUGUCUGCCAAAUACAGUUACAUUCAAUGCUUUUAUCAAAGGGUUAUGUGACAGUGGAAGAAUAGACUGGGCUCUUAAAGUGCUUGGUCAGAUGGAGAGAUGUGGGUGUUUUCCGAACAUCACAACAUAUAAUGAGCUCUUGGAUGGUUUCCUUAAAUUAAACAGAUUCAGAGAAGCUUUUGCGCUUGCUAGGGAGAUAGAAGAAAGUGGGAUUGGGCAGAAUUUGGUGACUUAUAAUACCAUUUUGUAUGGAUUUUGUCUUGCUGGUAUGCCUCAUGAGACUUUGCAGCUUCUUGGGAAAAUGCUUCUAGGGGGGAUAAAGCCUGAUGCCAUUACAUAUAACAUAAUAAUUUAUGCCUACUGUAAGCAGGGAAAGGUUAAGUCUGCCAUCGAAGUUUUGAACCGAAAUAGUUCAGCAGAAGAGUGGCAUCCAGACAUAAUAACGUACACUACGCUUAUAUGGGGGAUCUCUAAUUGGUUAGGCAUUGAAGAAGCCGUUGUUUUUCUUCACAAAAUGUUAAAUGAAGGAAUCUACCCCAACCUUACCACCUGGAAUGUGUUAGUCCGCUGUUUCUUCAGCAACUUAGGUCAUAUGGGGCCAAUUCACAUUCUGGAUGAUAUCCUGGGUAAUGGAUUAGAUACACGAGUUUGAAUGUUUUUUCAGGAA